AUGGUGCAGGCGCAUAAUGAGGCACAAGAAAAAAAGAUAGUUACAGAGGAACUUGCUGUUAAUCGUGCAAGCAAGGACGAACAGAUACGCUCGCGGAAAGAGGUUGUCGAGGCCGACCUUGCUCAAGCCAAACCUGCGCUUUUAGGUACCCAAGCGUCUCUGAACUCGAUUCGUAAGGCACAGCUCGAUGAAAUUCGAGCAUUGGCACGGCCUCCUGAAAAAUACUGCUUAUCACUUACGUUGUUACCCUUCGAAAUCGGAUUGAUCGUGGAGGGGUUGUCUCGCAUCAACAAGUACAACAAAGGUCAUUCUGAUUUUCCGAUUACAGCUGAACUGAUUUCCCACUUUGUACCGAAGUAA
Molecule: messenger RNA, 360 nt
Organism: Peronospora farinosa
Lineage: Eukaryota; Oomycota; Peronosporomycetes; Peronosporales; Peronosporaceae
Source: the annotation of a GenBank genome assembly